CGCCACGGAGCUGAAGAUGUCGGCUGCGAGCCGGGAGGAGCGCUCUGGUCCUCCCGGCAGCUUUGCGAAGCGGGUCCUGGUGACCGGGGGUGCUGGUUUCAUUGCAUCCCAUGUGAUUGUCUCCUUAGUAGAAGAUUAUCCCAACUAUAUGAUCAUAAACCUAGACAAGCUGGAUUACUGUGCAAGCUUGAAGAAUCUGGAGCCUGUUUCUAACAAGCAAAACUACAAGUUCAUACAGGGUGACAUCUGUGAUUCUCACUUUGUGAAGCGGCUGUUUGAAUCGGAGAAAAUAGACAUAGUCCUACACUUUGCUGCACAGACUCAUGUAGAUCUUUCAUUCGUCCGUGCCUUUGAGUUUACGUAUGUCAAUGUUUAUGGUACUCAUGUUCUGGUAAAUACUGCUUAUGAAGCCAGAGUGGAGAAAUUCAUUUACGUCAGCACAGAUGAAGUAUAUGGAGGCAGUCUUGAUCAGGAGUUUGACGAGUCGUCACCCAAACAACCUACAAACCCCUAUGCCUCAUCCAAAGCAGCCGCUGAGUGCUUUGUGCAGUCCUACUGGGAACGAUACAAGUUCCCAGUUGUCAUCACUAGAAGCAGCAACGUGUAUGGACCACAUCAGUAUCCAGAAAAGGUUAUUCCAAAAUUCAUAUCUUUGCUACAGCACGACAGGAAAUGCUGUAUUCACGGGUCAGGGCUUCAGAGAAGGAACUUCCUUUACGCCGCCGAUGUGGUGGAGGCCUUUCUCACUGUCCUCACAAAGGGAGAGCCAGGCGAAAUCUACAACAUCGGGACCAACUUUGAGAUGUCAGUGGUCCAGCUUGCGAAAGAGUUGAUACAGCUGAUCAAAGAGACCAAUUCAGACUCUGAAACAGAGAGGUGGGUGGACUACGUAAGUGACAGACCUCAUAAUGACAUGAGAUACCCAAUGAAGUCUGAAAAGAUUCACAGCUUAGGAUGGAAGCCCAAAGUGCCGUGGGAAGAAGGAAUCAAGAAGACAGUUGAGUGGUACCGAGAGAAUUUUCACAACUGGAAGAAUGCAGAAAAGGCAUUAGAACCCUUUCCAGUCCAGCCACCAUUUAUAUAACUGCCAGUUGCAGAGAAGAGGACACCAGCGCACCUCAGCCAGUGACACAGUCAAGUGCCUGAAUGAAGUCUUCUUUCCUGGGCUGGGCGAUGCCCUCAGCAUAGAUCGCGUGCAGUCAUCGGCAUGGGCAUCAGCAUUCACCAUUGGUCGAGAGCUCA
Molecule: messenger RNA, 1242 nt
Organism: Rattus norvegicus (Norway rat)
Lineage: Eukaryota; Metazoa; Chordata; Mammalia; Rodentia; Muridae
Gene: Tgds
Product: TDP-glucose 4,6-dehydratase
Exons: 12
Coding region: 17-1084 (355 amino acids)
Biological process (GO): glycosaminoglycan biosynthetic process; nucleotide-sugar metabolic process
Cellular component (GO): Golgi apparatus; endoplasmic reticulum
Molecular function (GO): hydro-lyase activity; UDP-glucose 4,6-dehydratase activity
Source: RefSeq, marked validated